AUGCGCUCGUUAAACGUAACAGCUUGUGCGGCGCUGCUUGAAGACGUUGACUGGAACGAGCCGGUCAGCGUCGCCAGCUUAGCCGUGCUAGCUCUCAUUGACGUCCUGGUCAUAGCAGGUAACUGCCUGGUGAUAGCCGCCGUGUUGUGUUCAUCCAAACUCCGCAGCGUGACCAAUCUGUUCAUAGUAUCAUUGGCAGUCGCUGACUUAUUGGUCGGAGUCGCCGUGCUGCCUUUCUCAGCGACACGCGAAGUUUUCAAGGUAUGGAUCUUUGGAGACGUGUGGUGCUCUGUGUGGCUCGCAGUAGACGUGUGGAUGUGUACAGCUUCCAUAUUAAAUCUCUGCGCUAUAUCACUGGAUCGCUACGUGGCGGUCACCAGGCCGGUCAGCUAUCCUAGCAUCAUGAGCAGGAAACGGGCGAAGGCACUCAUCGCUGGCCUCUGGGUUCUCUCAUUCGUGAUUUGUUUCCCUCCACUAGUCGGAUGGAAAGACAAACAGUCUGGGGAGUCAGAGCACAAAGAAGGCUGGACAGCAAAUCCCCCAUGUCCUUGGACAUGUGAGCUCACCAACGACGCUGGUUACGUCGUGUAUUCAGCUCUGGGUUCCUUCUACAUACCGAUGUUUGUGAUGCUAUUCUUCUAUUGGAGAAUUUACAAAGCAGCCGUCAGAACCACGAAAGCUAUCAACCAGGGUUUCCGCACUACCAAAGGCAGUAGAGGUCUUGGUAGCAGAUUCGACGACAAUCGUCUCACUCUUCGUAUACAUAGGGGUAGAGGUUCAGCUCGGCCACACGGUUCACCUCUUUCUACUGCUUCUAAUCAUUCCACAAGCACAUCACUAAGCGCGUCACCAGAGAGAUUGAGAAGACAUUCCAGCGCAAGACGAGCCCACGAGAAGAUCAAGAUUUCAGUCUCAUAUCCUUCAUCAGAACAAAUCUGUCCAGCUCAUGAGAAUUCCAGGUCUCCAAGUAGGUCGCCGAGUCCAUCAUUGUAUGCGGUGCAUUAUGAAAGGGAUGGAAGGGAGCUCACUGAAAGCAGGUUAAGAGUUAGACCUUCACAUCACCUGUCACCUGGACCGCUGUACGAUGAUUAUGAUGAUAAACCAAGAACGAGAAGGAUGGGGAAACGUAAUAUCAAAGCACAGGUCAAACGUUUCCGUAUGGAGACCAAAGCAGCCAAGACUCUAGGCAUCAUAGUUGGAGGGUUCAUCUUCUGCUGGUUACCUUUCUUCAGCGUGUACGUGGUCCGAGCCUUCUGUGGUGACUGUGUCACGCCGAUCGUCUUCUCUGUACUCUUCUGGCUCGGUUACUGCAACUCUGCCAUAAACCCUCUCAUUUACGCGUUAUUCUCUAAAGACUUCAGAUUCGCGUUCAAACGUAUAAUCUGCGCGUGUUUCUGCGCGGGCGGCGGUGGCCGGCGUGAGUCGGGCGCUGAUGACGUCACACGCCGCGCUCGUAACAACACACACGCACACACACACUCACACUCACACUCACUCGACGAGGAGAUACACCCCAGCGCUACGGAGAGGUGA
Messenger RNA from Danaus chrysippus (African queen), 1533 nucleotides. The record is from the annotation of a GenBank genome assembly. NCBI's taxonomy places the organism in Eukaryota, Metazoa, Arthropoda, Insecta, Lepidoptera, Nymphalidae.